This is a messenger RNA of Leptonychotes weddellii (Weddell seal), 923 nucleotides long. The record is from RefSeq and is a predicted model, not a curated record. NCBI's taxonomy places the organism in Eukaryota, Metazoa, Chordata, Mammalia, Carnivora, Phocidae.
AUCAUGACCUGAGCCGAAGGCAGACGCUCAACGACUGAGCCACCCAGGCGCCCCGAUUUUCUGGGUUUUCUUAGAUCUCUCAGAGUUCUUUGGCUGGUGCAUGGGACCUGUUUCCCCUGAUGGCAGGUGGGUCUGCCUGGGCCUGGUCCCCACCGCCCUCCCCCAUUCCUGCAGAGACUGAGCGGCUCCUAACCCCCAGUCCUGGGUAUGGCACCCAGGCCGGGGCUUCCCCGGUCCCUCCGGAAGAGGAGGACCUCCGCCGCCGGCUCAAGUACUUCUUCAUGAGUCCCUGUGACAAAUUUCGGGCCAAAGGCCGCAAGCCCUUCAAGCUGAUGCUGCAAGUCGUGAAGAUCUUAGUGGUCACCGUGCAGCUCAUCCUGUUCGGGCUCAGCAACCAGCUGGCAGUGACAUUCCGGGAGGAGAACACCAUUGCCUUCCGGCACCUCUUCCUGCUGGGCUACUCGGAUGGGGCCGAUGACACCUUCGCGGCCUACACACGGGAACAGCUCUACCAGGCCAUCUUCCAUGCUGUAGACCAGUACCUGAUGCUCCCUGAUGUGUCGCUAGGCCGGUAUGCCUACGUGCGGGGCGGGGGUGGCCCCUGGGCCAACGGCUCAGCCCUGGCCCUCUGCCAGCAGUACUACCACCGAGGCCACGUGGACCCAGCCAACGACACCUUUGACAUUGAUCCCAUGGUUGUCACUGGUGAGUAGGCAGGGCAGGGCAUAACUGUCGGUAGCGCUGGCUGCUGGAAUUAAAAUCCCAGUUCUGCUUCCCAUUCAUCUGGCAGAUAGGGUUGUCCUGGUCGUUAAUAACUUGAUGCUUGCAGUGUCUUUGGUAGAACGCUUGGUGUGCAGAAAAAUGCAAGUGUUGUGUUUUGUUUUUUUUUUAAAGAUUUUAUUUAGUUACUUGACAGAGAGAGA